Molecule: messenger RNA, 3235 nt
Organism: Punica granatum (pomegranate)
Lineage: Eukaryota; Viridiplantae; Streptophyta; Magnoliopsida; Myrtales; Lythraceae
Source: RefSeq, a predicted model, not a curated record
CUCUGACAAAAGCUUCUUUUUGGCGGCAAACCGCCGGAGCUGCCCCUCCCUCCCUCUUCUCCGCCCCCAAAGACUGCCAUCAGCAGCACCGGCACAGAGCUUCGGCGUCAUCUCCAGCUCCGCCCCAUCACAAGCCACCGAGCUUGCAGCCGCUGGGGUCCGCUAUUUAUGAGGCUAGGGCUUCAAUGGAGGCGGUGGCGUCGGCACCUUCAGCUUCCCCCUCCAUCCUACCGAUCAGCCGCAGCGCCGUCCACAAAAUAUGCGCCGGCCAGGUGAUCCUUGACCUCUCCUCCGCCGUCAAGGAGCUGGUCGAGAACAGCCUCGACGCCGGCGCCACCAGCAUUGAGGUCGCCCUCAAGGACUACGGCCAGGAGUGGUUCCAGGUCGUCGACAACGGCUGUGGGAUCUCGCCCGCCAACUUCAAGGUUCUUGCUCUCAAGCAUCACACAUCGAAGCUCAACGAUUUCCUCGACCUUCAGUCUUUGACCACUUUCGGCUUCAGAGGGGAGGCGCUGAGCUCCCUCUGUGCUUUAGGGAAUUUGUCCGUGGAGACUAGAACCAAGAAUGAGACGGUUGCCACGCACUUGACCUACGACCACUCGGGUUUGCUUACAGAAGAGAAGAAAUCAGCACGGCAAGUCGGUACAACAGUUACCGUGAAGAAGUUGUUUUCUAAUCUGCCCGUGCGCAGCAAGGAGUUCAGUCGAAACAUUCGCAAGGAGUAUGGGAAGCUGAUAUCCUUGUUGAACGCAUAUGCGCUUAUUUCUAAAGGAGUUCGAAUUGUUUGCACCAACACCACCGGAAGAAACGUGAAGUCCGUGGUUCUCAAAACUCAAGGAAGGGACUCUCUAAGGGACAAUAUUAUCACUGUGUUUGGUGUGAGCGCCUUUAACUGCCUAGAGCCUGUGAAUAUCUGUAUAUCAGAAGGUUGCAAAGUUGAGGGAUUUCUUUCCAAGUCAGGACAGGGUAGCGGACGCAAUUUGGGAGAUAGACAAUUCUUCUUCGUAAAUGGGCGACCAGUUGAUAUGCCAAAAGUUAGCAAGCUCUUAAAUGAGUUAUAUAAAGGUGCAAACUCAAAGCAAUAUCCCAUUGCAAUAAUGAAUUUUACCUUACCAACUGGAGCUUGUGAUGUCAACGUGACUCCCGAUAAAAGAAAACUAUUCUUUUCUGAUGAAACCUCCAUAUUGUAUGCUCUAAGAGAGGGUCUACAACAGGUUUAUUCAUCAACAAGUGUAAGUUAUUCUGUUCAUAAUGUUGAGGAUUCUACUAAGGAAUCAGAGACAUCAGAGUUAUGUACUCAUGAGAAACCUGGUUCUUUGGCAAAAAAUUCAGAACCAGACAGCAUACUUCCAGAAGAAAUUUCUAAGAUUGAGCGCAUCACAGAUGAACCUCCCCAAGAGAAAGUUGAUGAUGGAACUGAAGCCUCACCUGAAUUGGAAGUGUUAAAUCACCAUGAAGCUGAAGAAUUAGUUGACAGAGAUUUCAGUCUUAAAGUUCACAGUGCUUCAAAAGUUGAGAUUUCUAAUGGCAGGGGAGUGAGUAUGCUUUCUAAGAAUGGUGGAAUUAAGAUUCGUCAAAGUUCUCCGAUCCCUUCAGAAUCAGCUAAGAGUCUUGUUGCUCAGCGAGAGUUGAAUAGUCGACCAAGCAUUGUUCAGUCUUCACUUGAAAGAUUUGUUACUAUGAGUAAGAGAAAGCAUGGAAGCAUUAGCAGUAUAAUAUCUGAGAUACCAGUUCUAAGAAAUAAUAACCUUUGUGGUCAGUUGGAGAGAAGCGAGUCUGAUAUGGAUUGUGAGGUUCUGAAGACCACAGUUGACCACCAACAGGCUAGUGUUUCUGCUGAAUCGGUUGAAUUUGUAGCCUCAAAGCAUCCCAGAACAGAAAUCGUCGCUGAUGAAAUUAGGAUUUCCAGAACAAGCACAGAUGAAGAGCUUCAUCAGGAAUUAGCUGAGCUGCAGAGAGCAGUGCCUCUUAAGAAUGAGGUUUCAAGCUGCAAGCCUAUUGAGAGCAUCGGAGAAGAUAUAUUAGUUGCAAAUACUUCCUCAGAACCUUCAGUGACAGUCUCAGAUGUCGAAGUUCCUUGCUCUAGUCAAAAGAUAUUCUCCAGGUUUCAAUUUUCUUUUCAAGACCUACAGGCACGAAGGCAGAAGAGAUUGUUAAGAUUGCAGUCCGGUGGCUAUACAUGUCAAAGAGCAAAUCCGAAAAGCUACUAUGCUGCUGCAACACUAGAACUUUCCCAACCAGAGAAUGAGGAGCGAAAAUCAAGGGCUUUAGCUGCAGCCACAACUGAACUUGAAAGGCUAUUCGAUAAAAAAGAUUUUGGUCAAAUGAAGGUAAUAGGGCAAUUCAAUCUUGGGUUUAUCAUUGGAAAGUUGGAUGAAGAUUUAUUUAUUGUGGAUCAGCACGCAGCUGAUGAGAAAUAUAACUUUGAACGGCUAUCGCAAUCAACCAUCUUGAAUCAACAGCCUUUAUUGAGGCCUUUAAGGUUGGAAUUAUCACCGGAGGAAGAGGUAGUCGCGUCUAUGCAUAUGGACGUCAUCAGGAAGAACGGGUUUACUCUAGAAGAAGACCUGGAUGCCCCACCAGGCCAACAUUUCCGAUUGACAGCUGUUCCAUUCAGUAAGAACAUAACCUUUGGAGUGGCAGAUGUCAAGGAUCUGAUCUCUACCCUUGCUGAUGGUUACGGGGAAUGCUCGAUAAUCGGAUCUUACAAGUUGGACACUGCAGACUCCAUUUGCCCUUCUAGAGUCCGUGCUAUGCUUGCAUCGCGUGCUUGCAGAUCAUCGGUCAUGAUUGGAGAUCCUCUCGGAAGAAAUGAGAUGCAAAAAAUACUCGAGCAUUUGGCGGAUCUAAAGUCUCCCUGGAACUGCCCCCACGGGAGGCCCACCAUGCGUCACCUGGUUGACUUGAGCUCCCUUCGAAAGCGUUCAGAUGAGAACAUAGUUCUCUGAUGGACCGGCUGAUCCCCACUUGGUACUGGUCAAAGGUUUCGCUACAAUGAAACCUCUCUUGUGUAAUUUCCGUUCCAUCAGCAUAAACAAAAGCUUAGGAAAAGGAAAAACGCAGUAUAUGAAUAUCAGCUCAUUGAAGAAAACAAUACGGCAGGCGGGUGAUUUUUUUUUUUGGUGAAUCUCCGGUGACACACGGAGCGGAUAAUUAGGUCAAAAGCUUUACGAUGGCUCCAAGGGAUUUUGAAUUUGGAAUCGAAUGGAUACAUGAGCUCCUUCUUAAUCAUUAA